Anopheles maculipalpis is the source of this 1281-nucleotide messenger RNA. RefSeq lists its product as uncharacterized. The record is from RefSeq and is a predicted model, not a curated record. Lineage: Eukaryota; Metazoa; Arthropoda; Insecta; Diptera; Culicidae. The transcript is spliced from 2 exons. The coding region runs from base 16 to 1281 and encodes 421 amino acids.
AGUCAGAAAGUCAGAAUGAAAAGUUCUUUAACCAUACCCGAAUACGUGAGCGAUGCACUAAGCAGCGUGGCACAGAAAUUAGGCUUCACCAGUAAUCAACACUCAGUGGAUUAUGAUUUUCGUACCAGCGAAAACAAUCGUUCGGUGGUGUCCAUUUUCUAUCGCGUGACAUUUCGUGAGGAACCACGUGAAGUUACCGUGCUGUGUAAGGUUCCGCCACCCGGUGCAGACGAUGCGCUGUUGGCAUUGUUCGAACGUGAAGUGUUCGUGUAUGGGAAGCUGUUGCCUGCAUUCGAACAAUUUCAGCGAACAGCGCAGGAAGCGGUUCCCACGAACACAACUACAUCAACCGCUCCGGAGGAGGAAAUCGUAUCCUUUGGACCGUUGUGUUAUCAUGCACACUGUGACGCGAAAAAGGGAGAGGGUAUCAUUGUGCUAGAGGACGUGCAGAGGCGUGGAUUCACCAACCGACACAAGUUCGAACCGAUGGACUAUGAACACGCACGUCUUGCGAUGGUACAGUUGGGACGAUUUCAUGCGAUUUCGCUAGCCCUUAAGAAGCAGCAGCCAGAAUUGUUUGACCAGUAUCGCUACAUGGGUGACGUUACCGGUGAGCGUGUACUAGCGAUGGAAGGGUUCGAACAGGCAAUGGAACAAGCAUUCGAAAGUGCAUCGGCCACGCUGAAUCCCGGCGAUGUGGGAAGGCGCGAAAAAUUGGCACGUCUUCGUGGAUGCUUUGCCGAGGAGUUGCAGAAUAUCAGCGAUACUGCCCUGUCGGAACCGUUCUGUGUUGUAUGUCAUGGGGACUACGCGGGAGACAACAUGAUGUUUUCGUACAAUGGAGGAUUUCCAAAUCGCAUGGUGUUGCUUGACUGGCAGCUGGCAAAGUAUGGCUCUCCGGCACUAGAUUUCGUACACACCGUCUUCCUAUCGACGGACGAAUCGUUUCGCCGCAAUCACUACGACAACAUGCUGCAGACGUACCACAACGCGCUGAUGAGCCAUCUUGAGCGACUUGGCGAUGAUAGUGCCACGGAGUGGUUCCCGCUGACGGUGCUAAUGCGGCUAAUCAAACUGCAGGCUCGACAAGCAUUGGUGCUUGGCAUGCUCCACAUACCACUGACAAUUGCAAGCGAAGAAGCGGCACUCGUUGCGGAAGAUCAGACCGAUGAGGAUCGUGAGGAUUCUAGCUCGGUGCAGAUAAGCGAUACGGGCGAUGCAAAGUAUCAGACGCGUAUGGCGGGACUGUUGAAGGAUGUUUUCCGAUUAGGUUUUCUUUAG